This is a messenger RNA of Lodderomyces pseudojiufengensis, 981 nucleotides long. It is a transcript of the gene MRPL40, whose product is annotated as mitochondrial 54S ribosomal protein YmL40. The record is from RefSeq and is a predicted model, not a curated record. The coding region runs from base 1 to 981 and encodes 326 amino acids. Lineage: Eukaryota; Fungi; Ascomycota; Pichiomycetes; Serinales; Debaryomycetaceae. The transcript has a single exon.
AUGUCUUGGGUUGUAUCUCGUUCUCGUUUUAAACGAGAUAUUAACAAAUUACCAAACCAUUUGAAACAACAUUGGAUAAAACAACAAGAAAUAACGGCAUUACCAACAUUCAAAGGAUUUUUCCCACAAAGAUUACCAAAAUCACAACAGAAAACAAGAUUUGAAGCAGGUAUCACAGAAGGGGAUUUAGCAUAUGUGACAGAGGGACCUCAUAAGGGUAAAAUUGUUGAAGUCUUGACUUAUAGUCCUGAAUUUGAUUCUGUUUCAUUGAGUAAUAUAUCGACUAAAAAGUUAUUACCAAAACCAUUCUGGCCAGAAGGUCAUACGUCACAUGUCUUUGAUUUUCCUGAUUAUAUACCAAGAAGUAAAGUAAGAGUAGUGGGAAAACAGAAAGAUGAGGAAACAGGGAAAAUAUCGUAUAUCGUUGCAGAAGGAAUUCAAAUGAAAGAUUCAUAUUAUGAUGACAGAUAUAAGAAACAUAUACCAAGAAGAUUUAUCAAAUACCAUGAUCAAUACGAGUUACCAUGGCCAAACCCACCAAAGAUCAACGAUGGGGUCUUGUCAACUCCUGAAAAUGUUGUACUUGAAAGAACUUUUGAAUUCAAUACCAUUGGAAAAUCAUCAAUACCGAAGCAGUUAGUAAAUCAAUUACGUAAUCCAUAUAGUAAAUUCAAAAAGAGAACAUUGGAUGGUUUACAGGUUGCAAAAUUAAAUGGACCAGAAAUGCCUUUAACAAUUGAACAAAAAAUUUGGCUAGCCAAACAAGCUGAAAGUCCGAAGAAAAAAUUAUAUCCAUUAUCUAAUGAAGUUAAAGAAUUUAUUGGUUCUAAGAUGGCUGAUCAUAUGAAUAAGAUUGAAAGUCCCGAGUUGCGUCAUCAUUUAGAAAUUUUAUCUAAUGUCAAAAUACCCGAUUAUCAAAAAACCUUGAACUUAAUUGAAGAAACAGCUAAAGAGGAAAAAAGCCAAAAUAUAACGAACUAG